This is a messenger RNA of Populus euphratica (Euphrates poplar), 1129 nucleotides long. Its product is annotated as putative F-box protein PP2-B12. The coding region runs from base 8 to 943 and encodes 311 amino acids. NCBI's taxonomy places the organism in Eukaryota, Viridiplantae, Streptophyta, Magnoliopsida, Malpighiales, Salicaceae. The record is from RefSeq and is a predicted model, not a curated record. The transcript is spliced from 3 exons. Gene Ontology annotation, molecular function: protein binding.
GCACAGUAUGCCACCUCAAAAACAUGCAAGUCAAACGGCAAGAAAGAGCCUUGGAGAAGAAGGUAUGUCGUUGAACGUGCUGCCUGAAGGAUGCAUAGCCAACGUUUUGGCGUUCACCGGCCCGAGGGAUGCUUGUAGGCUGUCCAUUGUUUCUUCCUUGUUUAAGUCGGCGGAGGAAUCUGAUGCUGUGUGGGAAAGGUUUCUUCCUCGUGAUUAUCAAUCUAUCAUAUUUACGUCCGAUAGUUAUGUUCUGCUGGCUUCUCUUUCUUCCAAGAAACAGCUCUAUCUCAGGCUUUGUGAGAAGCCCAUAAUUAUCGACGAUGGCAAAAAGAGCUUUUCAUUGGUAAAAAAGAGCGGGAAGAAAUGCUACAUGCUGUCUGCAAGAGACCUGAUGAUUGUAUGGGGUGACACUCCUACUUAUUGGAGAUGGAAUUCUGAUUCUUCUUCCAGGUUUGGGGAAGUGGCCGAGCUGAUUGGUGUAUGUUGGCUUGAAAUUCGUGGCAAAAUUAAUGCAACUAUGCUAUCUCCAGCAACGUUGUACGCAGCAUACCUUGUGUUCAAGCCAAAAGAAGGAGUUUAUGGGCUGGAUUACCAGCCAGUGGAGGUUGGGGUGGGGCUUGUUGGUAGUGAAAAUGGUAAGCGAAAUGUGUAUUUGGACUCACAGAGAGGUCGAGCACAUCGAUAUCAUCUUGUAAGAAGGCGCAUUGGGUUGCACAACCGCAGCCGAAUUGUGGGGAUGCAAGAACCUGUGCCUGCUAGUGAAAACAAUGGACAGCAUCCAAAGGAAAGGGGAGAUGGGUGGCUGGAGAUUGAGUUGGGUGAGUUCUUUUGCAAGGAAGGGGAAGAUGGAGAACUGGAAAUGAGUGUUCAAGAGGUGAAGAGUGGUGAUUGGAAAGGUGGGCUGACUGUUGAGGGGAUUGAGAUUAGGCCAAAAGAAGGUUAAUAAAUAAAGCCAGUUUUUUUUCCCAUUCUAUUAGUAAUGUCUUUACCUACUCUUUUCGCAUGGGUAGCAAGAACUUUUGCUGGUGUUAUUUCAUAGCUAUUAUAUCUUCUUCUGCAAAUUUUCAUUUUGAUGUUUGCCCAAUGAUGUUCUUUGGUUAUUGUAAUAAAAAUCUGGUUCAUUUUCUUA